Thermochaetoides thermophila DSM 1495 is the source of this 2130-nucleotide messenger RNA. RefSeq lists its product as uncharacterized. Lineage: Eukaryota; Fungi; Ascomycota; Sordariomycetes; Sordariales; Chaetomiaceae. The record is from RefSeq and is a predicted model, not a curated record. The transcript is spliced from 4 exons. The coding region runs from base 1 to 2130 and encodes 709 amino acids.
AUGCCCUUCAAGAUCAACAUCUCCGACCAAGCCCUCGCCAGCAGCGAGGAAACCCACCAACUGCACCUCUGGGGCCUCAAGCCGCGAAACCAAGCCGAAGUAUGCCUAGUCUGCAUGAAGGAGAUCCCAGCUGACCAGCCUAUGAUCCGCUGCGCAUGCAAGAAUGCGCGCUUCUGCAGCACGAAAUGCAAGCUAUUGAAGCAGCCGCGCGGGGUCAAGAUCGACCUGUGCGAGAAGUUCAAGAUGUACCCUUACGAGGGCGAAUCUUUGCGGCGUGAUGUGCACCAACGGCCCAGCCCGAACCAUCGGCGCGCGAUUAUCUGUGAUCCGUUGAAGGGAGAGUGGGAGUUAUUCUGGAUCGAGGUGCAGGGGGAUAAGAUUGUGGUGGAUCAUCCGAUAUUCGACCAGUAUUUUGAGGAUAUAGGACCGGAGGAUGAGUGGUUGGAGCUGGCGGUAUUGUGGCCUUCGCAAACGGAGGAGAUCUUGCAGGCGAUGCAUAAGCUGGGGCACGGGGUUAUCUUGGGCUUCCCAACAAGCAUGAUGAAGCCGAUGGGAAAGGUCCACCCUCGCUGGGUCAACAGAGCAACCAACAUGAACACAAUCAGCGGAGACUCGAUAUGUCAAUGGCCUGGCCCAGUUAUUGCAUUCGCCUACGGUUACGACAUCAGCAACUACCUCAAAGUUGACCCGGACCAUAUCGAGGGCGUCACCGCUGGAAAGUUCCGGUUCGGCUUCUCCGAGGCCACGGCAUCUGACGACCAGCCAGAAGAGGGGAAACUCAUCACCACUACGGCUACAAGCACCAUGACCGGUGGCAAGAAGAAAAAAAAGAAAACAACAAGCAACCUCGUCUGGAAGUGGAAGAUCCAAAACCAAGGCACCUCCAUGGAAAUCCUCGACGUCAACCACCACGACUGGCACGUCCUGAUGUACUAUUUAGUCGGUACCCCCCUCAACCCAUGCCCUCCCCCACGCUUCUUCGAUGAGCACCUCCGCGGUAUCAAGAUAAGCUACCUCGACCACCCGGCCAACAAACUCCUCUACAUCGAAACUGAAUCAAAUCCUAACAACGUCAUCGUCAAAUCCACCAACCCACAUCCACCCUUCGACCCAACCAACCCCAAUGCUGUCUACGAACCGCAAGACCUCCUCUUCUCUUACGUAACCAUCCGCUUCCCAAGCGUCACUACCGUCCUCAUGGCCGGCGCCUUCGCCGUCGGCCUGCGCUGGUGCAUCCACUAUAACAUGCAGAUCAACCCACCCUUUCGGUACACCACACCCUCGGUCAGUCACCGGCGGCUAAUGAGUCUCAUGUGGGGCAUGACGCUAGAUGAUGCCGCGGGUUACAAGCCGGCGCCGAUGGCAGACUUCAGCAACACGAGGGACCCGAGUCUGCACCGAUUACACGCGAUGACGCUGAGGGGGCCGGGCGCGACGACGGAUAAUCUGCUGGUUUUUCAUGUGCGGGGGAUUAUCGUGAACGGACAUCAUGUUAAUGCUUUGCUGAAGUAUUUGGACUUUACCGACCCGUUAGAAUGGCGGCGAGGAGGAAACAAGGGCUUCGAGAACUACUGGAAGGUGUACGCCAAGACGCAGAGCAUCGCAAGGAAUGCGAACCCCUUAGGGCUGGACGACGAUCCGUAUACUGUCGAGCAGGUUCUUUGUGAUACGAUUGCCCUCGGGCCGGAGAAGUUUCUGGAGGGCACAGUAUCUAAGCUGGUUGAUGAGCCGAUCACCCCUACAGAGAAGGGGAUUAUUGAUAGUUCGUUGAGUAAGGCGGUGAUGGCAAGAGGCAUGGAGAUGCAGCUGGGGUUGGAUACGUGGGAGACGGAUGUAGUGCUGGAGGUUAUGAGUGGCGGAGAGGGGCCACAAGCUCAGACGAAAGAGAAUAGUUUGUCGAAAAGAGAGGCGAAAUCGUUGAUGCAUGAGUUGAGGGGGGAGAGGAAGAGGAUAUUGGGGAUGAUUCGGGCGUGGAGGAGGAGUGGGAAGGUGUUUAGAUCGAGAGCGACAGGUGAUGAAAAUCCGUAUGGUUGGAUCGGGAUCCUUAGCCAUGAACUGGAUAUCCAGCCGAUGCUACAUCACAUCGGUGAUCGAGAUCUGAGUCUUCUCACGGCUGGUCCCGUCGCCUAG